This is a messenger RNA of Verticillium dahliae VdLs.17, 5109 nucleotides long. Its product is annotated as DNA-directed RNA polymerase I subunit RPA1. Lineage: Eukaryota; Fungi; Ascomycota; Sordariomycetes; Glomerellales; Plectosphaerellaceae. The record is from RefSeq and is a predicted model, not a curated record. Gene Ontology annotation, molecular function: DNA binding; DNA-directed RNA polymerase activity. The coding region runs from base 1 to 5109 and encodes 1702 amino acids. Gene Ontology annotation, cellular component: RNA polymerase I complex. The transcript has 2 exons. Gene Ontology annotation, biological process: DNA-templated transcription.
AUGAACAUCUCGCAACCUAUCUCGUCCACCGUCGAGACGGUUGAAUUUACCUUUCUUACCGAGACGGAGAUCAGAGCAAUCUCGGUCAAGAGGAUCGAAAACGACAGCACAUUCGACAAUCUUCUGAACCCGGUCCCCGGAGGCCUCUAUGACCCAGCUCUUGGCUCCUGGGGUGACUCUAUCUGCUCGACAUGUAACCUCAAUCAAUCCUCCUGUCCGGGCCACGCGGGCCAUAUCGAGCUCCCAGUUCCAGUCUACCACCCCGUAUUCUUGGAUCAAGUCCUGCGGCUACUACGGGCGCAAUGCGUUUAUUGCAAAGGCCUCCGCCUCCGUCAACGCGACGUUCACCUGUACUCGUGCAAGCUGCGACUCCUACAGCAUGGUCUGCUCCAAGCUGCCCACCUGAUCGAUGCCGUCGGAGAGGAUUUCCAGGGCCUUCAGAUCCCUGGUGUGACCGAGACUGCCGAAGCGGAAGAGGAGGGCAGUGGUGCCGACAAUCUCAUCCGGGCCCGGGAGUUCUUCGUUAAGCGCCAACUUAAAGAACACAAAGCCACUGUCGGUGAUGUGCGUAAAGGAAAACACGAAGGUGCGCUGGAGAUUCGCAGAGAGCUCAUUAAGGAAUUUAUGGCUGCGAUUCCGAAGCCAAAGAAAUGCGACACUUGCGGAGGCAUCUCGCCUCCCUACAGGAAGGACGCCUUCGUCAAAAUCUUUGAGAAGCCUCUAUCCGAGCGAGAUGCCGCAAAGAUGGCGCAAACCAACCUUAGAAUCAGAGACGCCAUGACCGCAGCGACGCCAGUGUCCAAGACAAAAUGGAAUGGAUAUACAUCGGACGAGGCCAUUGCUGAUGUGGACUCCUCAGCAUCCGACGCUGACGGGGAUGUCAACAUGGCCGAACCCGACUCCGGCUCCAGCUCCGAAAGCGAGGGACAGGCUGCCAAGGUGUCUGGAGGCCAAACAAAAGCUUCUGCGCGCAGCCAACGAUACAUCACGGCCAUGGAAGUACGAGAGCGCUUGCGAGAGCUAUUCGACAAGGAGCAGGAGGUUCUGUCGCUUAUUUACAACUCAAAGCCUCUCAAGAAGAAGGCCGGAAAAGUUUCUGCGGACAUGUUCUUCCUACAGACGCUCCUGGUCCCUCCCAAUCGAUUCAGACCGGAGGCCCGUACAGGUGACUCGGAGAUCUCUGAAGCGCAACAGAACUCGCUGUACAAGCUAGUGCUCCGAAGCUGCGGGACGAUUGCCCGUGUCCACCAGAGCAUCGGUGGCGCGACGACCGAGCGACGUGCAAGGACAAUGACGGACUUGCACCAAGCGUGGACCGAUCUACAGAACGCUGUCAACUCACUGAUCGACAAAGAUAAAAACCCCGUGAUGGGUGCCGCCGCCAAGAGGAACGAAGAGGGCAUCAAACAGAAGCUGGAAAAGAAAGAAGGCCUCUUCCGCAAAAACAUGAUGGGCAAGCGUGUCAACUUCGCUGCUCGUAGUGUCAUUUCACCAGACCCCAAUAUCGAGACCAACGAGAUUGGUGUGCCUCCUGUCUUCGCACGGAAGCUGACGUUUCCCGAGCCCGUCACCAGUCACAAUUUCAGAGACAUGCAGCGAGCUGUAAUCAACGGCGUCGAUAAGUGGCCCGGCGCGGCAGCUAUCGAAUACGAAAACGGGCAGAUCACCAACCUCCGAGGCAAGUCGGCGGACGACCGAAUUUCCUUGGCCAACCAGCUUCUCGCGCCAACCGAUAGCAACAUGAGUAGUGUUAGGAACAAGAAGGUGUACCGACAUCUUACAAACGGAGAUGUCGUGCUCAUGAACCGUCAGCCGACAUUGCACAAGCCCUCCAUCAUGGGGCAUCGUGUACGUGUGCUGCCUGGGGAGAAGACGAUUCGAAUGCAUUAUGCCAACUGCAAUACAUACAAUGCCGACUUCGACGGAGACGAAAUGAACAUGCACUUUCCGCAAAACGAAGUGGCUCGCGCAGAGGCGCUGCAGAUUGCAGACACCGACCACCAGUACCUUUCAGGUACUGCCGGAAAACCACUUCGAGGUCUCAUUCAGGAUCACAUUUCAGUUUCGGUCUCUCUGUGUAGUAGGGACUCGUUCUUUACACGCGGUGAUUUCCAGCAGCUAGUUUAUGCCGCUCUUCGGCCCGAGAGCGGGCACAUUCUCGGCGAACGCCUCGAACUCGUCCCUCCUGCCAUCAUCAAACCAGUCCCAAGAUGGACGGGAAAGCAGGUCAUCACAACCAUUCUCAAGAACAUCAAACCACCGACUGGCGAGGGCAUCUGGAUGAGUGGCAAGACUCAGACACCCGCCGAUCGCUGGGGUAAAGGCUCUGAAGAGGGCAUAGUUCUUUUCCAGGACGGUCACUUCCUGCACGGCAUACUCGACAAGGCACACCUUGGUCCAAGCUCUGGCGGUCUCAUUCAUUCUGUUCACGAGGUGUAUGGCCCUGCUAUUGCUGGGAAGCUUCUUAGCAGUCUCGGCAGACUUCUUACGAGAUAUUUAAACAUGCGAGCCUUCACUUGCGGCAUGGAUGACUUGAGGCUCACACCCGAGGGAGAACAAACUCGACGAGACACGCUCAGGGAGGCCAGUGACAUUGGACUACAAGUCGCGACUAAGUAUGUCUCUCUCGGAGACAGCAACCCUACCAGCACGGAUGCUGAACUACUCAUCCGCCUCGAGGAGGUCAUGCGCGACGACAACAAGCAAGAAGGCUUGGAUAUGCUCAUGAACCAACGCAGCGGCGAGCUUUCACAGGCCAUCACAAAGGCCUGCCUUCCGAGUGGUCUGGUGAAGCAGUUUCCCAAAAACCAGAUGCAAGCCAUGACCGUGUCUGGAGCGAAGGGUGGACCAGUCAACGCGAACCUCAUCUCGUGCAACCUGGGGCAGCAGGUCUUGGAGGGCAGAAGAGUGCCAUUGAUGGUCAGUGGCAAGUCACUGCCCUGCUUCAAACCGUUUGACUCUAGUGUCCGGGCCGGCGGCUACAUUGUGCAGCGCUUCCUGACUGGGAUUCGGCCACAAGAGUACUACUUUCACCACAUGGCCGGACGCGAAGGUUUAAUUGACACUGCCGUCAAAACAUCUCGUUCCGGUUACCUCCAACGCUGCAUUAUCAAGGGCAUGGAAGGAUUGACAGUCUCCUACGACUCUACUGUCCGCGAUGCAGACGGCACGCUGAUUCAGUUCUUGUACGGUGAGGAUGGCCUGGAUCCCACCAAGCAAAAGUACUUGACAGAUUUCGGCUUCAUCCUCCGCAACAUCGAGUCAGAGUCGGCGCAGCUGGGCUUUAGCAGCGACUUCCGGGAGACGCUGGCCGGCAACAAGGACAAUAUCCUGAAACACAUGAAGAGCGCCAUCAAGUACGCCAAGGCGGGCAAGGUUGGAGGCAAGGACCCUGUCAUCUCCAUGGUCAACCCCGCCCGAGUUGCCUUUGCCACGUCGGAGAAGUUUUACGAGAGCAUGACAGAAUACAUCAAAGAGAACAAGGAUGGCCUAGUGCGCGAGAAGGGAGAGAAGCGCCCUGCUACGUCCUUCAUUCCCAGCGUGAGCAAGAAAUCUGCAGAGCUUGUGCUUGCCGCCAAGUACAUGCGGUCGCUGGUCGAAGCUGGCGAGGGUGUCGGCAUUGUGGCCGGCCAAAGUAUCGGUGAGCCAUCGACACAGAUGACUUUGAACACCUUCCACUUGGCUGGUCACUCCGCUAAGAACGUCACGCUUGGUAUCCCUCGCCUGCGAGAAAUUCUCAUGACUGCGAGCAAAACAAUAUCAACCCCGUCCAUGACGCUCUUCCCUAUCGCUGAACUCUCAGCGGCAGAGUGCGAGGUCUUCCAGAAGUCCAUCAGUGUGCUACCCCUGGCACACGUGCUCGAUGUGGCGUCUGUGAACGAGCGAGCCGGCAAGGGCAAGGACGGCUCGCUGCACCGACUUUACGAUGUUCGUCUCGAGUUCUUCCCAUCCGAAGAGUACACCAAGGCAUAUGCUAUCGAGGCAGCAGAUGUGCUGGCUGCUGUCGAGAAGAAGUUCUUGGGCCAUCUGCUCAAGAUGAUGCUCAAAGAAAUCAGGAAGAAGACGAUGAUGUCGAGUGCAGCAACACCAGUCGUGGGCAGCAAGGCUGGCGCGGUCGAGAUGGUGACCGGCUCAGGAGCACGCCCCGCCCCGCGUGACGAGGACGAGGAUGAGGAUGACGCAACCAACGCCAAGCAGCGUGCCAACCGCUCUGAGGCUAUUUCGUACGGACCUAACGACGACGACGAUGACGCUGUGCAAAACCAGAUGGAUCGCGAGGCAUCCCCUGACGAGGAUGAAGGCUUUGGAGGAAGCCCUCCUCCGGCUGGUGCGAGACGCAGCAGCGGCAACAACGACGACGACGACGACAAUGGACAAUCUUCCGAGGACGAAGACAGCGGCAGGGCUGAGCGUGUGAAGGAGCGCCAUGCUCAUGUGACAAGAUUCCGCAGUGACGAAGUGUCGGGCAAGUGGUGCGAGUUCACGCUCGAAUUCGAUGCCAAUACACCCAAGCUGCUUCUACUCGACAUUGUACAGGCUGCUGUCAAGAAGACCGUUGUGCAAGAGCUGCCCGGUGUGGGAGCUUGUACACUUGUCUUCGACCACAAGGUCACCGAUCCGGAGACGGGCAAGGAGAAAGAUGUGCCAGCGAUCCAUACGUCUGGCGCCAAUCUCCGGAUCAUGCAGAAGUACAGCGACUAUAUCAACCCGAACAAGACGACGACGAACGACAUUGCUGCAGUUUUGGACGUGUACGGUGUGGAAGCUUGCCGCAGCAACAUCGUGCUCGAGCUCGGCAAUGUAUUCGGAGGUCACGGCAUCUCUGUUGAUAAUCGCCAUCUCAACCUCAUUGCCGACUACAUGACGAGAAAUGGUGGCUACACGCCUUUCAACCGCAAUGGGCUCCGCGGUAAUGUCAGCCCGUUCACCAAGAUGAGCUUCGAGACUACGCUGGCUUUCCUCAAGGACGCUGUGUUGGAUGGCGACUGGGACGAUCUGACGACGCCCAGUAGCCGUCUUGUCAUGGGACGUCUGGGCAAGACAGGAACGGGGGCCUUCGAUGUGUUGACGAAGCUGCCGACGCGGCACUCGAUUUCUGCGGCAGAAUGA